AUGACUGCUGUGGAGAUCUCCAGGCCAAACGGCGAUUCCUCCGAACAUGCGGCAGAUUUAUUGAAUCCUAGUGAAGUAUGUGACACCAUGUCUUCGAAUCUCGAGACGUACAACUUUCCCCAUCUCAAGUUGAAGCCAGCUCUAUUCGACUCUACCAAAACCCCUUUGGUCCUAGUUGCCUGUGGUUCAUUUAGCCCACCAACAUUUCUCCAUUUAAGAAUGUUCGAGAUUGCCGCCGACUACGUUCGUGACAAUACCAACUUCGAAGUCAUAGGAGGCUAUAUGUCUCCAGUCAAUUCCAAUUACAAAAAAGAUGGCCUCGAGAAUGCGGAUGCCAGAAUAAAAAUGUGUAACCUUGCCACCAGGGGUUCGGACUGGGUGUCUGUGGAUAACUGGGAAGCGCUUGCUCCUUCAUAUGUGCCAACUGCACGGGUACUAGAUCACUUUGACGAUGAGAUGAAAAGGCUCGGCGGGGUGAAGAUCGAAGAUGGCCAAACAAAGCCCGUACGUGUCGCUCUCCUAGCCGGAGCAGACUUGAUCUCGACUUUUGCCACGCCCGGAAUGUGGCUCGGGUAUGGGCCUUUGGCUGAUCUAGCACUAGACCUAAUACCCACCUCGGUCAUCAAUUUUAUCUACGAGAAUGAAUUAUACAACGUCAAAUAUCCAGGCCACGAACGGAGUCCGUCUGGCUCCAAAAGACCUUCAACACAGGCUCAACCCAAUGGCAAAAUCCCUGGGUGA
Bacidia gigantensis is the source of this 741-nucleotide messenger RNA. RefSeq lists its product as uncharacterized. NCBI's taxonomy places the organism in Eukaryota, Fungi, Ascomycota, Lecanoromycetes, Lecanorales, Ramalinaceae. Gene Ontology annotation, biological process: NAD+ biosynthetic process. Bases 1 to 741 code for a protein of 246 amino acids. The record is from RefSeq and is a predicted model, not a curated record. Gene Ontology annotation, molecular function: nicotinamide-nucleotide adenylyltransferase activity; nicotinate-nucleotide adenylyltransferase activity. The transcript is spliced from 2 exons.